ACAAGCCCUGUGGAGAAAAUAACGUUGAAUUUAUACAACUUAAAUUACACGACCAUGGAUAUUAGAGAAGACAGAAAAAAGGAGGCGGAUGAUCAUCCUGAAGAUAUCUGCGAUUCAGGAUUUGAUUCAGUUUCAGAUUCCCUCAGAUCGAUAAAUCAAGAAGAUAAUCGCAAUAUUAAGAAAGAAUCACCAAAGGAGGCAGAUGAUGGCGAUAAAAAAGAUAACGACAAUAAAGUUGACAGUGUUACAGAGGACAGACUUGAUUCUUCCUAUGGGUCAUCAUCCAUCACAUCAGAAAACCUGUCGGAAAUUUUACAAAUUUGUAAAAUUACAGAGGAAAAACACCCAAAAAAGCCAGAACCUGAAGGACUUAGCCAACAAGAAAUAGAGGUCUUAACUUCAAUCAGCGAUGAUGGAGACACGAUUUUACACCUUGCAGUAAUUCAUGAGGAACAACAUUUUGCACUGUACUUGAUUUCCCUGUAUCCAAAAGAUGUUCUUGACAUGCAGAAUGACCUCUACCAGACACCUUUACACUUGGCUACAUACCUGAAUCAGCCAGUAGUGGUUCAAGCCCUGGUAGAAAAAAAGGCCUGCUUAGAGUUACAGGACCAGGAUGGGAACACGCCUCUCCACGUGGCAUGUGCCCAAGGAUACCUGGAAUGUGCCAUGGAGUUGACAAGAGAGAAUGAGAGCUCGCUUAGCAACGUGUUGAAGAUGCAGAACUGGAGAGGUAUGACUUGUAUGCAUGUAGCAACACUCCAGGGAAACUAUCAAUUGAUACAACUCUUAAUGAGGAAGAAAGCAAAUAUCAAUGCUCAGGAGGGCACCAGUGGGAAGACACCGUUGCAUCUCGGUGUGGAGCUUCAUGACCAGUCCCUCGUUUCGCUGCUGUUGAAGAUGGGGGCUAACGUAGACAUGGUCAUGUAUAAUGGCUGCACACCACUGCACCUGGCCGUUGGGAGGCAGGAUGCCAGCAUUGCCAAUCUUUUGUGCCAGUCUGGAGCUGACAAAUUAUUGAGGAACUUGGAGGGUGAGACAGCUCAAGAUCUUGCAGAUGGAAACGAUGAUAUACUCGCUCUGUUUCCAUUCGAUGACAUACAGAUUUCAGGCAGAUCUGUGGUGAACUUUUGAAGCACAACAAGAGAAGAAAAAAGACUUUAAAAACAUAAUUUUCCAAAGUCAGCACAGAGCUCAGAACAUUACUUUCUGGACCUGAUUGAAUAACUUCCGCUGGAAGUACUGGAGGUGACACUGGAGGCCAAUGACCUAGGAUGUAUGACGGCUUCUGGGCUGCUGUUGUUUUUUUAACGUUUGGGUUUAAAUAUAUGCUGUGGUUAUCUGAAGAAAGGGUGCCAGUGAUGAGGUAACUAAUAAGAAGUUUUUUUGUUAUCCUUAAUUAAAAAGCUUUUUACAAAAAACAGUAUAUAAAUAAAUAAAUUAUAUAUAUA
Messenger RNA from Acipenser ruthenus (sterlet), 1451 nucleotides. Its product is annotated as NF-kappa-B inhibitor epsilon-like. The coding region runs from base 55 to 1134 and encodes 359 amino acids. NCBI's taxonomy places the organism in Eukaryota, Metazoa, Chordata, Actinopteri, Acipenseriformes, Acipenseridae. Gene Ontology annotation, cellular component: cytosol. The record is from RefSeq and is a predicted model, not a curated record. Gene Ontology annotation, molecular function: protein binding. The transcript has 6 exons. Gene Ontology annotation, biological process: signal transduction; cellular response to lipopolysaccharide.